Messenger RNA from Dentiscutata erythropus, 204 nucleotides. The record is from the annotation of a GenBank genome assembly. Lineage: Eukaryota; Fungi; Glomeromycota; Glomeromycetes; Diversisporales; Gigasporaceae.
AUGUUUUCUGGUACUUAUUUCUCUCCUUCUAUACAAUGUACAAUCAACACAAUUGACUUGAAAAAAUGGGACAAAGUAGAUUUAAGAACUAAACCCAAAAUUGAAUGUGGCCCAGUAUUACAGUUCGGGAAGAGACUUCUUAUUCCUAUUGCCGAUUUUGGUUCUAGACCAUCAACAUUAGAAGGAGGGUUGUUUCUUUACUAA